AUGCAGGAGUUCAUCGGACGCCCGCCAAUUCCCUUUGCUAUCCUCUCGCAUACCUGGGACAGCGAAGAGGUCAACUUCCAGGCUUUCAACGACAUCGCUACACGCACUGCGGCUAAGGGCUGGACAAAGAUCGAGCGCACAUGCCGUGAAGCCCAGCGAUGCGGGUUUGACUACGUCUGGAUAGAUUCAUGCUGCAUCGACAAAACCAACAAUGCCGAACUGAGCGAGUCGAUCAACUCCAUGUUUCAAUGGUACAGCGAGGCCGACCUCUGCCUCGUCUAUCUUGCUGACUUCGAUGCCAACGCUACCGAUAGCGAGCUCGACACUGUGCUGCAUAGUGCUCGCUGGUUCUCACGUGGAUGGACAAUGCAGGAGAUUAUCGCUGCGCGAGCCGCGCAUUUCUACGAUCGUGCGUGGUGCCAAUUCGGUACGCGAGAAUCUCUACGCGACAUACUCGCAUAUAUUACGAACAUUGAUGUAGAGGUUUUCACCCCACCUGAGGGCCCGGAUGCCAUGAGUACUCGUGACCUGCUUGAUGCUAUUCCCGUCGGCCGUCGCAUGUCAUGGGCAGCAUCUCGUCAAACGACCAGGCCUGAGGAUAUGGCAUACUGUCUGAUUGGUCUGUUUCAGGUCAACAUGCCAAUGCUCUACGGCGAGGGUGGAGAACAAGCGUUUAUUCGACUCCAAGAGGAAAUCAUGCGCGACAGGAAUGAUCUCAGCCUAUUCGCAUGGCGAGCAAAGGAUUCUUCAACGCGCCGUGGAAUUCUCGCCCGCAGUCCGGAUGAGUUUGCUGGACUGCGUGAUCUUCAACUCGAACAGGACAUCAAAUUCAACCCAGACUUUGCCAUGUCUAACAAGGGACUGCGCAUCAAUACCUUCUUGAAGCUUGCUGGAGACAAGUUUCCUGGAGAGGUCAUAAUGCCGCUACACUGCUAUACUGAGAUACCCACGGAUGCGAGUGUGCCGCAAACCGGAGUGUUUCUCAAGCAUGAAGGCGCAAGCGUGUAUGUCCGAACAAGGCCCCAGUCGUUCGCGCUACUGACCGAUUCGACGCCCGUCUCAAGCAGUAAUACAAUUUUCAUAUCCAAACGUGUG
Molecule: messenger RNA, 1095 nt
Organism: Alternaria alternata
Lineage: Eukaryota; Fungi; Ascomycota; Dothideomycetes; Pleosporales; Pleosporaceae
Product: HET-domain-containing protein
Exons: 1
Source: RefSeq, a predicted model, not a curated record